AUGGCGCCUCAUGCUCUGACGCCUACUAUAGAACGCGACAACAUCUUCAACAGCACGCGUAUUGCUACGGCCCCAAGCGCAGGUUCGGAUGACGUCGGUGAGACACUGCCUUCUCAUGCUGCGCGCGAACGAGAAGAUACCUCAAUCAGCAGCCCCGAAGCGCAUGCGAACAUAGAUGACCUUUCUACCAACCCCUUGUAUGAAAGCGCUUAUGUCAAAGGAUACGAGGAUGGCUAUACGUCGGGCUACACAAAGUCGCAUAUAGCACUCAAACAUCAACCAAUAGCCAUUAUCGGCAUGUCUUGUCGCUUUCCAGGCAAUGUUAGUACGCCCGAGGAGUUCUGGGAAUUACUUGCACGAUGCAGAACGGGAUUUUCGACUAUUCCAUCAUCCCGAUUUGCCGAAGAACGUUUUUUUCAUCCAAAUCCUGGAAAGAGCGGCACUACCAACGCGCGUGGAGGCAAUUUCCUCAGCCAUAAUCUGAAGGCAUUUGAUGCACCAUUUUUUGGUUUCACCCAACAAGAAGCAGUGAGCUUGGACCCUCAACAGCGUCUUCUUUUGGAGUGUACUUUUGAGGUGCUUGAGGGUGCAGGCAUACCAAUGCAAAAUGUGGUCGGGAAGGAUGUCGGUGUCUUCGUUGGCGGGACAUUCUCCGAGUACGAAGCAGAUCUCUUCCGAGACUCAGAGACAAUUCCAAUGCAUCAGGCUACAGGAUGCGCUAUGGCGAUGCAGUCGAAUAGGAUCUCUCACUUUUUCGAUUUUCGGGGCCCGAGUUUUACGGUAGAUACAGCUUGUUCAUCAAGUUUGGUAGCAAUACAUACUGCGUGUCAAAGUCUGCGAAACGGGGAAUCGAGUAUGGCAGUUGCCGCGGGUGUACAUCUCAACAUGCUACCAGAGUUUUGGAUAUCCUAUUCGAUGUCGCGAUUAUUUGGAGAGCCUGGAAGAUCUUUUGCGUUCGACCAACGCGGUACAGGCUACGGUCGUGGCGAAGGAUGUGGCAUGAUCCUUCUGAAACCCCUUGAUCAGGCUCUGAAAGACAACGACCCUAUCCGUGCCGUUAUUACUGGAAGUGGAAUCAACCAAGACGGUAAAACACCUGGUAUAACCAUGCCCAAUGGAUUAGCCCAAGAGGAACUUAUUCGAAGCGUGUACAAAAACGGAAACAUGGACCCUAAAGACACCGGCUAUGUUGAAGCGCAUGGGACAGGAACUCGUGUUGGAGAUCCUAUUGAGGUAUCAGCGCUCCAAAAAGUAUUCGGAGAAGGUCGAACUAAGCGAAAGCCGUUGUACGUUGGGUCUGUAAAGUCGAACAUUGGCCAUCUGGAAGCAGCGGCUGGCAUUGCUGGAGUGCUCAAGACAGCACUUAUGCUUGAACGCGGGUUUGUUCUUCCAAAUUAUGACUUCCAGAAAGCCAACGCACAUAUUCCUUUUGACGAGUGGGGUCUGAAAGUGCCUAUCCGCCAACAGCCAUGGCCGUAUGGAAAGCGAUGGGCCAGUGUCAAUGGAUUUGGGUUUGGUGGUACCAACGCGCACAUCGUAAUGACGCGAGGCCCACUAGAAAGAAAGACCAUGAAAGAAGAGAUUGAUACGCAAGUGUCCGAGCGGCUCUUUGUGCUUUCCGCAAACGAUAAAUCUAGCUCAGAGACUGCGAUGCAGAAUCUGGGUGUCUAUUUGGAACGGCGACCGGAAGUGUUCGAAAACGACCUUCUCGGAAAUCUUGCUUACACUUUGGGUGAGAGAAGGUCUUUGCACCCCUGGCGGAUUGCGAUCAGUGCAUCUACAUCCGUAGAGCUAGUCCAGAAUCUCUUCAGCGGCAAGAUCAUACCCAUACGCCAGGAGUUGGAAGAGCUUCGUAUUGGAUGGAUAUUCACUGGGCAGGGAGCGCAAUGGUGGGCAAUGGGUCGUGAACUAUAUCAUCAAUAUCCAGUUUAUGCGUUGGCCUUGGAACGCGCGGACAACCAUCUCCGCUCUCUGGAUGCUAAUUUCUCGGUUAUUGAGGAGCUUCACAAGGACGAAAAUAAUUCACAGAUUAACACUGCUCAUAUAUCACAGCCAGCGUGCACUUCAGUCCAGUUGGCUCUGGUAGAGUUACUGCGAUCUUGGAAUGUACGCCCUUCGGCCGUUGCAGGCCAUUCUUCGGGCGAGAUAGGAGCUGCCUAUGCGGCCGAUCUGAUCACCUUCGAAGACGCAAUGACGAUCGCAUACCACAGAGGUCGUCUUAUUCCAGAGCUCAAAGCCAGGUUUCCGCUGCUCGAAGGAUCCAUGAUGGCCGUCGCGGCCGGUCAAAGCGUGAUCACCCCGAUCAUCGACUUGAUUCCGUCCUCACUGGGUCAAGUUCGAAUGGCAUGUAUCAACAGCCCUUCCAGUGUCACAGUUUCCGGAGAUACUGAGGCAGUCGCAUGCUUAGAAUUGCUCAUCGAGGAGCAACAUCCUGGAACGUUCACCAGGAAACUUCAAGUCGACACAGCCUACCACUCCCAUCAUAUGAACCACAUCGCGAAGGAAUACACCAAGUCUCUAGCCUAUAUACGAGCCCCCAAAGAGUCCGCCGUUCGGUUUCACUCCUCCUUGCUAGGUCGUCUUGCCCACAGUGACGAACUGGAUGCAUCUUACUGGGUCCAAAAUCUAGUAUGUGCGGUUCGUUUCGAUGAAGCUAUGCAGAGCAUGUGUCAGAAAGUGGGUGACAGUCAGACCGGAGUCAAUUUCUUGAUUGAGUUGGGCCCUCAUGGAGCGCUCCAGGGCCCUAUCAAGCAAAUUCUCAAGCAUAUUGGCAGUUCAGCAUCUAGCAUUGCAUAUUCGUCUGUACUCUCAAGGAACAAGAAAGCUGUCACCACCGCGCUUGACCUGGCUGGAAAGCUAUUUGUUAAAGGCAUGCAGCUUAAUAUGGGUGCUAUCAAUUCCCCCAAACCGCUCGAUAGACCGCCGCAAGUCUUGACCGAUUUACCGCGGUAUUCUUGGAAUCAUAGCUCAACCUUUCAUCAUGAGUCUCGAUUCAUGAAGGUACAUAAGUUCCACAAUGUGAUUAGAAAUGAUCUCAUCGGUAUACUAGCACCUUAUUCGAAUGACUUUGAACCAGAAUGGAGAAACAUCCUUCGUCUUGAUGAUCUACCAUGGCUCAGGCAUCAUGAAAUACAAGGAGUCAUCAUGUUUCCUAUAUCAGGGUUCAUCGUCAUGGCAAUCGAAGCUUUUGCUCAGAGGGCGCAGACUGAAGAUGUACAAUAUGACCAAUUUGUUGUCGAGGGUCUAAAUGUACAGUGUGCAGUCAUGCUGACGGAGGAGGACCUCGAGAUGACAACCACCUUACGGCCCAGCCCUGAAAGCUCCAAUCAUCAUUUCUCCCACCAUUUCAACAUACGUUCAUGGUCGAAGACAAAAGGCUGGACAGAGCAUUGUACGGGCCUCGUAUCAGCCAUUUCUUUAGCUGUGAACGAAGUUGAUGGUGCGCGUGCACACUUGAUGAGUGAACAAAGAUUGCUGGCUAAGAGGACCGCCAUAUCCAACGCAGCUACUACAGCUGUUUCACUCAAAGACAUGUACGAAGGUCUUUCGAAAAUUGGUGUUACGUAUGGCAGCACUUUCCAGGGCUUGCGAGACUGUCAUGCCUCCCAGCGUGCCGCCGUAGCUAGACUUGUCCCAGCUGCUACGAUGCCAGAAAUGCCCCAUGGCUGGGAAACGAGAUAUAUCUUGCAUCCUACAUUGCUAGAACAACUGAUAUCCAUGUACUGGCCGGUUGCAGCUGCAGACGCACCCUUGCGCACAGCUUUCCUACCGUCUUCAUUGGCCAAGGUCACGAUCUCGAAAACAGUUGGGAGUCAACUCAAGGAUACAGACUCAUGCAUAGAAGCAUAUUGCGAGCCGUCUGCGCCAGCAUCAGAUUUUGUAUCAAGCGGCAUGUCAAUGUACGCUGUAGAUGCUCAAGGCCGACACAUGAUCUCGGUCGAGGGUCUUGGACUCGUAGCGGUCCCUGGGAUAGACUCUGACACACAAAUGGAAAGUCCUCGCGAGCUCUGUUACAAAUUGGAUUGGGAAGUCACCUCUCAGCCACCGGUGAUUGAAACCAUCCAUAGCACACCACAUCCUGACAGCUCCGAAGUUGUUAUCAUUUUCGAUGACGUCGAGUGCCAGAGAAAGCUGGCAGACGCGAUUUCUGGUCGGAUCACUGCUUUAACUGGUCUUCAGCCGGUCUUGAGCACGCUUCUAUCGGUCGGAGAAGGUGCGAGAGACAAACUGUGCAUAUUUCUUACUGAGUUGCAUCGCCCAGUACUGGCUAAUCUUGGUGUGGACGAGUUCCAGGCGCUACAAGUCCUCCUAAAAGGUGUAGAAGGCAUACUCUGGGUGACCCGAAGGGGCUACAAGGAUUCCAACAACCCAAAUUCAAACAUGAUAUCCGGCUUCAGUCGGACACUACGCUCGGAAGGUACUGUCAUGCGCUUUAUCACCUUAGAUCUUGACAUGGAGGGCAGCACGACAGACGCGGCAGGGAUGCAUUCGAUCACAGAAGUUUUCAAUAUGACUCUACGAGAAAACAGGGAUAUCCAAGAAACUGAAUUCGUGGAGCGCAAGGGAAAGUUACUAACCCCUCGCAUUGUCCACAACACUACUCUGAACCAGUUUGUGCAUGAGCAACUUCAUCCUGCAAAGAUUCUGCCGGCAAGAUUCGUGGAUCAAAAGAGGCCGUUGCAAGCAGUGUUUUCUUCGCCAAGUGAGUCGCACAGUGUUUCAUUUGACGACAUGCAAACACCUUCCAAAGACGUUCCGGAAGACGCAGUGGCAAUAUACGUCAAGGCUGUAGGAAUCUCAUCAAGAGACAUCGCGACCCACUCUAGUGCAAUUGGAAUCGAGUGCAGUGGAGUGGUGAUUAACAUAGGAAGCAAGGUCACCUCAACCAAGAUUGGUGACCAUGUUGCGGCAAUCACACCCCAAGGCUCUCUUUCUACCGUUACUUACGCAAAAUCUUGCUUUGUAAUGAAAUUACCAGAUCAUGUCUCGUUCGAGGCAGCUGCGACAAUACCCAUGGCUUUUGGUGCAGCAGCCUACGCUCUGAUGGAUCAAGUGAGACUAGGUGAUAGCGAGACGGUAUUGGUCCAUGAUGCCGCCAGCGCAGUGGGUCAAGCUGCCGUUCGAAUUGCGCAGAUGAUAGGAGCAAAUGUCUGGACAACUGUACGCACUGCACGCGAGAAAGAUAUGCUCAUGCAGGAAUUCUUCCUGGCAGAAGACAGAAUCUGGUUUAUCGAUGCAGCAGCUCUGAUCGAGAGUAUCAAAGAUGUAACUGGUGGACGCGGUAUCGAUGUUGUCAUCAACACUCAUGAGGGUUGUUUUGAUAUUCAAAAGCUCUCUGACUGCAUCGCCCACUUUGGCCGUCUUGUCAAUAUUGAAACAGACUGUCAUGUACCUGGAACUCUGUCAUACGAUAAGACACUCUCGAUUUCUACUGUAAACAUGGCCGCGCUUGCCAAACAUCAGCCACGGAUUCUACAGCUUGUCCUCGCGAACGUGUCCAGACUAUUACAAUAUGGUAAAGUUCAGGCGAUUCAGUGCACGAAGACAUUCGGAAUAACGGAACUGACAACGGCUUUGGAUCACAUUCGACAAUUCAAGGGUGAAAUGACGGUAGUUGUGGUACCACGUGAGGACGAGAUGGUCUUGGCUCCACGUGUCCAUCUUGACUAUAAGAUACUCCCAGAGGACGCUACCUAUGUUCUUAUUGGAGGAACUGGUGGACUUGGACGCAGUAUUGCAAGGUGGCUGGCUAGAAAUGGCGCCAAACAUAUUGUCUUACUUUCAAGAAGUGGUAUUGCGAAAGGCAAGGCAAUGGAUGAGAUCAAUGCCUUGAACCAGGAUGGGACACAAGUUGUGAUCCGUCGCUGUGAUGUGGCUGAUCGAUCUGAUGUCGACAAACUCGUGUCGAUGGGAUUGAGAGAUCUGCCACCAGUGCGAGGAAUCAUCCACGGUGCGAUGGUGCUCCAUGAUGUACUGUUUGAGAAGAUGGCACAUGACCAAUACUCUUCUGUUGUGGAAGCAAAGGUCCAGGGCGCGUGGAACGUCCACCAUGCUUUUGAGGGGGUGGCCCUCGACUUCUUCAUCCUCAUCUCCUCCGCUGCAGGCGCGGUGGGUAAUCGCGGUCAAGCCGCGUACGCAGCUGCGAAUACGUUCCUGAACGGCUUUGCGCAAUAUCUUGUGGGACGUGGGGUUUCAGCCACUUCGAUUGAUCUGACAGCCGUCUCCGACGCAGGGUAUCUGGCCGAGGACAAGAAGAAGGCUGCAGAGGUGGCGAGAAAUCUGGGUAGUGACACCAUCUGUGAGGCUGAGGUUCUUGCUUUGAUCCAAGCUGCGAUCCAAGGCGAAUUGGCCAGUUGUAACGGCCAUGCCAUAACAGGGAUGCGCAUCACCUCCAGCAUGCAGCCAUUCUGGAGUCACGAUGCCAAGUUUCUACAUUUGCUCAAGGCGGCUGAAGCUGAUUCUGCGUCUUCGCCCACGUCUGCAGCAAAGUCAUGGAGUGCUCUUUUCAAGGCUGCGACAUGUCGGCCAGAGGCUGCACAGGUGGUGUGCGAGGCGCUGGUGCAAAAGAUUGCCGAGGUCAUCGCCAUGGAACCAGAGGCACUGGAUAUAGGCCGGGCGUUGAGCCACUACCCGUUGGACUCUUUGACGGCCAUUGAGGUGCGCAACUUCAUUGCGAGGAUGUUUGAGGCGAAUAUGCAGGUGCUGGAAUUGCUGGCUAGUGGGACUAUCAGUAGCCUUGCCCAGGUUGUGUGCGGCAAGAGCAAGAGGGGCGUCGAUGGCGGUGACGGCACAAGCUACGUAGCGUCCUGGGACUCUAGAGUAGAUUCACGUAGCAUCUCGAGGCACAUGACUUUCUCCUCCUUGCAAGUAGUGUCCACCAAUUCUACCUACAGCAGUCCAUCCUCAAUCAUGUCUCUUCUUUCCGGUAAGCUACAAGAAAUCCCCUUCCUCGCGUUCGUCCCUCCUGCUUUCUCAAGACAAGGACAUGCGCACUCACGACGACACACAGACGCCAUCUGGGCAGCAGCCCCUACCACGGCGCGUGGGCAGCCGACCAUCCUCUCGUCGGACCCCAAGGGCGAACGCAUAACCUACGCGUCGGGCAAGUCGGUCUUUGUGCGCUCCAUCGACAAUCCCGCCAUCAGUCGCCAAUAUACGCAACACACGACGCAGACAACCGUUGCGCGCUUUUCUCCUUCGGGCUACUAUGUUGCCAGUGGAGAUGUCUCGGGCACCGUCCGCGUGUGGGACUGCGCGGGAGAAGGCGCAACCAAGGGCGAGUACCACAUCAUCGCCGGCCGCAUCAACGACGUGGCCUGGGACGGCGACUCGCAGCGCAUCAUUGCCGUGGGCGACGGCAAAGAGCGAUUCGGCCACUGCAUCACGGCCGACAGCGGCAACAGUGUUGGCGAGAUCUCGGGUCAUUCGUCACAGAUCAAUUGCGUCGCCAUCCGCCAGCAGCGCCCCGUCCGCGCCGUUACGGGCUCUGACGACACCAGCCUCGUCUUCUAUCACGGUGCGCCCUUCAAGUUCAACACCAGUCUGCGAGGCCAGCACCAGCGCUUCGUCCUGGGCGCCGCCUUUGCGCCAGACGGCUCCGUCUUCGCCAGCGUGGGCGCCGACAAGCGCAUCUGGCUGUACGAUGGUAAGACGGGCGAGCCCAAGGGUCAGAUUGGCGAGGGCGUGCACACGGGUAGCAUCUUCGGUCUUAGUUGGGCCAGCGACUCGAAUCGCUUCGUCACCGCCAGCGCCGACCAGACGGUGCGCAUAUGGGACGUCGAGGCGGCUAAGGCUGUGCAGACGUGGCGCAUGGGUGAAGAGGGCGUAGCCAGUGUCUCCGACCAGCAGGUGGGCGUUGUCUGGCCGACAACACGCAACGACGGCCUGGUCAUCAGCGUCGACCUCGAGGGCAGCCUCAACUACCUUGCGUCUGGUGACCCACGGCCCACGCGCGUCAUUCGCGGCCACCAGAAAAACAUCACCGCCGCUGCCAUUGCGGGCUCUACCCUAGCUACCGGGAGCUACGAAGGUCGUGUGCUGGCAUGGGACCUGGCCACCGGACUGGCCGAUCAGGUGCAGGGCGCCUCUCACUCCAAUUACGUUGCAGGAAUGGCCACAUCCGACAGCAACAGUCCAUCAGAGCUGUACAGUGUCGGUUGGGAUGACACGCUUCGAUCCAUUUCCGUGCCAGACAGGAUCUUUGUAGGCGAAGCGAGCCAACUGCCAUCACAGCCAAAGAGCAUUGCGGUCCUUGGUCGUGUCGUUCUCGUAGCGACCGCAGAAUCAAUAGCAAUUUACUCCAACGGCUCGCAGAUAGGCUCACACGCCCUCAAGUACACCCCUACUGCCAUCGCAGCGCAUGAUUCCACUGUAGCUGUGGGAGGCGACGACAAGUUGGUACACAUCUACACUCUCUCUGGUACCGAACUGAAAGACACUGAGACUGUCCUUCGACGUGCGACUUCUGCGAUAUCAGCACUUGCAUUCUCCUCGUCUGGCAAGAAAUUCGCAGUCGGUACGAGUAACGGCAAGAUAUAUGCAUACGAGGCUUCCGGUGAGUGGAAGCUCAUUACGGACAGAUGGAGUGCACAUACAGCACGCAUUACAUGCUUGGCCUGGGACAACACCAACAAGUACGCUGCAAGUGGGAGUCUGGACACUAAUGUCAUGGCUUGGAGCACCGAGGACCCUGGUAAACGUAUCAAAGCUCUCAAUGCUCACAAGGAUGGCGUGACGGGUGUUGCAUGGGACCAGACCGGGAAGGUCAUUUCAGCAGGCGGAGAUGCAAGCGUGAAGGUGUGGACAGUCAAGCAGUAG
Messenger RNA from Plenodomus lingam JN3, 8817 nucleotides. RefSeq lists its product as uncharacterized. Gene Ontology annotation, biological process: secondary metabolite biosynthetic process; fatty acid biosynthetic process. Gene Ontology annotation, molecular function: fatty acid synthase activity; 3-oxoacyl-[acyl-carrier-protein] synthase activity; oxidoreductase activity. Lineage: Eukaryota; Fungi; Ascomycota; Dothideomycetes; Pleosporales; Leptosphaeriaceae. The record is from RefSeq and is a predicted model, not a curated record.